Acanthocheilonema viteae is the source of this 3339-nucleotide messenger RNA. NCBI's taxonomy places the organism in Eukaryota, Metazoa, Nematoda, Chromadorea, Rhabditida, Onchocercidae. The record is from the annotation of a GenBank genome assembly.
AUGGCAGAUAGUGAGAAUACGAGCGAAGAGAUUGGAAAUGAAAUACGAGAAGCGCAUCAAUCGUCCGGUAAAUCAGUGGAUGUUCGUAUCAAACAUUUAUAUAGGGCACAGGAAUUACUACUACAUAAAGAUAAAAGCAGUUCUCUUCUCGACAACUUCCUCGAUGAAAUGCUAGAGUUUGUAGUAGAAAAUGACUCGAAAAUGCGCUGCUUCGUUGCAUCUUUUAUUGAGAAAGCUUGUAAAAAGGAUUGCGAAGUGAUGAAAAAAGCUGUUGUCUCGCUUUCAUAUCUCAUUCAAGCUGCUGGCAUAGGAACGGUCGCGGUUAUCAAAAAGGUGAUCACAGUAUGUUCGCAGCUGUAUCCAUUUGUUUUAAAAUGGGCAGCUGGAUCACGCAGUGCUGAGACCGCACGAUGUUGGGAAGCUUUCUCGGUGCUGAAAGGACGUAUCAUGCAGCACAUUGAUUCUGAUAACGAAGGCAUACGCACCCAAACUAUUAGAUUUUUGGAAGCUGUAAUCCUUGCACAAACACUACGAACAGAGGAAAGUGAAAAAGGUCGUGGUGAUAACAUGUGCUUAAACGAAAUUGGCCGUGACCAUCGAUUUAUCUCAUAUCGGAAAAUGGAGAGUGAAGCGACGCUAAAUUUUAAUUCGCUACUUGAUCAUAUUUCUUCGGCACAUAUAUCUUCGCUCAAUUUAUUAACUUGUUUGACUUGUAUCUGCAAUAUCGCUCAACAGCGUCCACAAUUUAUGCAAAGGGUUGUUGGAGCUCUGGAAGCUUUACAUGUCAAUCUCCCCCCAACUUUGGCAACGAGUCAAGUGAAAAGUGUGCGCAAGGAGUUGAAAAUGCAUCUUUUACGCCUUCUCCGACAUUCCAGUAGCAUACCUUUUCAUCCAAGAAUAAUGACACUAUUAACAGAUUUAGGAGCUGCGCAAUCGGAAGUUUUACGCUCAUUACCUUCUGCGGGUGAACAGCGAAAAAAAUUUCACCGAAGUAAUGAAAACAAUGAUGAGCCGGAAACAAAAAAGAUGAAAGGUGCCGGGGAAACUCCAUCAGUUGUUGAAAAAAUGGAUGAUGAAGAAUACGAAGACGAAGCUGGUCCAAGUACCUGUAUAGAAAAAAGUCAAACUCAGUCUGCUAUUGAUAUUACUGCCCAAUUUGUCUACGAACGAUUGAAACCAAAUUUGGUUACAGAAUUAGUUCUUGUAUCUCUUGUAACACUGCCAGAGGAAAUGCCUGCAGCGUUUCAGUCAUCAUAUACCCCUAUUGCUGCAGCUGGCACGGAAGAUCAGAUUCGGCACUUGUCACGCAUGAUCGCAACACAGUUAACUAACAUGGAUUUAGGUCCAGGAGUCGAAAAAAUUCGAAAAGAAAAACAACACAUUAUAGCUCAUCAAGCCGCGGGAAUGGAAGACGUUGUCAUUCCGUCUAGUCCACUUCAACAAUUUGCCUCUGCGCAGCAAAAUCAAACGCAACAAUCUGAUUCUGUAUCGCCAGCAGCUUUGUCAACAAAAACUAAAUCGAAGAUUCAAUUUGGAUUGCUUUCUAUUACUAAAGAGUUAGAUCGUGAACAAUCGCUGAAACUUAUUCUUUUUGCAUUUCAACGGAUAUUAGCCAACGAAAAAAGAGCAAUCCAAGGUGGUAUAGGUGUUGCACAACAGAAACUGUUGGUCAGGCUUGUAACUCGUUUCGAUCAUGAUUCAUGCACUGAAUUUGAAGAUCUACUUAUGACUUUUAUUGUACAGGAACAAAAAUCACGAUCUGAGCUGGCAUUGUUAUGGAUAGCAGAACUCUAUGCACAGUUUCAAGGAUACUCCUUGUGCUGUACUUCUUAUGCCACAGAAGGAUAUCAUAAUGAAUCUCGACGUUAUCAACGUUACGAUGCAGUUUUGUGCAAUUUAUUGGAGACAUUAUAUGAGCGAGGAGAGCACAAAGAAACUCUGUUCCAUAAGAUUUUACUGGAAGCUCCUCUGUUAACACCGCAAUCUCUCGUAUGGUUACGAACUGCUUGCCUCGAUUCGGUAUUUGGGGCAUUUGGAAUGACGACUUUGCGUGAAUUAAUUUUAACCCGAGCAAGGCAACGAAAUGAAUUGCUUUGUAUACUUCUUGACUUCUCAUUCAGUGAUAGAGUUGAUGUCCGAACACAAAGUGUUGAAACAGCAAAAGAACUGGGAGACGUCAGAGAAUAUUUAAUUUGUUCGAUAAAUUAUUGCACAAAGCCAAUCCCACCACCGCAACUUUAUACAUAUGAAAAAGAAGGUGCCAAACCUCAAUGGGACGAUGCAGCAAUACGCAUUACUUUAAACCUAUUUUUAUCUAUUCUUCCUCUUGAUCAUUCACUGAUACACACUCUUGCUGAUGUUUAUGCGAAAUCUUCAAAUGAUAUAAAACGGGUUACAUUACGUACAAUUGAUAGCGCCAUAAAGGCGAUGGGUGCAACAAGCGAGCAUCUAUUGGAAAUGAUUGAGAAUUGUCCUCAAGGGGCUGAAACAUUUGCUGCUAGAAUAGUACAUCUUCUCACUGAAAGAAAUCCUCCAACUCAGGAUCUUGUAAAUAGGAUAACUGCGCUUUAUGAACAGGGAAGAACUGAUGUUCGCUCAAUGAUACCGGUUUUGAGUGGUCUCGAUAAAGAUCAAAUAUUGAGCAUUUUACCAAAGUUUGUUCUCACCCCAGUCAAUCAAAAAUCAGUACCUAUUGUAUUCAACAAACUUUUGGUUGGAAGGAGUAUUAAAACUGGCCUUCAUCCAAUGGGUGCAGGUGAAUUGCUUGUGGCGCUACAUAAAAUCCGCACCGAAAAUGAAGAGGAGAAUAAUUUACUGUUGCAGAAUAUCGACGUUUUACUAGCACAACUGACAGCAUCGAAAGAUGCUAUAGGUUCAGCAAUUGACCAACUCUGUGAUGAUGGUAUCUUCUCAGAAAUAUUAUUUUACACUGUCACAUGCUCGUAUAAAAUAUUUCCUGCUCUCGGUGGUUUUAUUUCAAAUGUAUUGAUGAAAAUUGCAAACAAAAAGCCAUGGAAGAGUGAUCCAAAUUUAUGGCCUCAUUUUGUACGCUGUGCUGUUGCAAACGCUCCACAUUCCUACUUUGCAAUAUUAACGGUUUUAACAAAUGACGAAUUUGAUCAGCUGUUACAACAAUCACGAAAAGAAAAUACUGAUGUUUUGAGUUCACUGCGAGAUUAUAUUCCAUCAUUAUCAGCGCAUCAGCAGAAAAAAAUUGAUCAUCAUGUUCGGGGAAUUAUUAUGGAACAUCGAUCGGAAAUUUGUCCUACACAUGAUGAUAACUAUCACGAACUAUUUGGCAUUGUUUUUUCUUAUGCUUUUUCCUCUUAUGGGAUUUAG